Messenger RNA from Amorphotheca resinae ATCC 22711, 870 nucleotides. RefSeq lists its product as hypothetical. The transcript is spliced from 3 exons. The coding region runs from base 1 to 870 and encodes 289 amino acids. The record is from RefSeq and is a predicted model, not a curated record. NCBI's taxonomy places the organism in Eukaryota, Fungi, Ascomycota, Leotiomycetes, Helotiales, Amorphothecaceae.
AUGGCCACGCCGUUUACUCUCGCCAGCGAAGCCGCGAGAGGCUUCAGCAACGCUGCGCAGUACGACCAGUACCGGCCUAGCUACCCCGCCGAAGCCGUAGACAAGCUGCUCACGCAUCUAGGGGUGGCAGGUCUGAAGAACGCGCGCGUAGUGGACCUUGCAUGUGGAACUGGCAAGUUCACGGAGUUGUUGACGGCGAGGCCCGAGGAGUAUGAGGUCGUGGGGGUGGAGCCCCAUCGCGAGAUGAGGGAGGAGCUGGUCAAGAAGAACUUGGCAAGAGUCAAGGUUCUCGAUGGGGAUGCGGGCAAUAUGCCGAUUGGGGAGGGGUGGGGAGAUGCGCUGGUCGCGGCGCAGGCGUUCCAUUGGUUUGCUACGGAGGCGUCAUUGAAGGAGAUUCAUAGGGUGUUAAGGCCAGGAGCGGCCUUUGGGAUGAUUUGGAAUGUUGAAGACUACAACGGACCGAAAGCAUGGACACCAACUACGAAAUGGGAGCAGGAACUGAAGGAUAUCAUUGCUGAGCUUGAGGAUGGUCAUCCACGAUUUAGGCAUAUGAUAUGGCGGCAAGUCUUCGAGAAGCAGCAAGAUACCACGCCCUUGCAGACGCUCAAAGACACUUUCGCCCAGAAACUUCCGCUAUUUUCGUUGCCGAUCGGGGAGGAUACUGUUAAAUGGACUGUCUGGCUUAGUGAUGAAGGUGUUUGGAAGAGAUAUAGCACUCUUUCGCAAAUCGCUAACCAGGAAGGCGAGAAGAAGGAACAGAUCCAGGAGAGGGUCUUCAAGGCCCUCAAGGACCCUAGUACGGAGCGGAAUGAAAAAGGAGAGGUUGCGGUACAUGGGGUAACUUAUCUAGCAUGGACCUCUCGAGUUUGA